This is a messenger RNA of Linum trigynum, 213 nucleotides long. Lineage: Eukaryota; Viridiplantae; Streptophyta; Magnoliopsida; Malpighiales; Linaceae. The record is from the annotation of a GenBank genome assembly.
AUGUCGCGACCUCUGCUGUCCCCUGCUGUGGACUCUAAUGAUGGAGAAACAAGUUCUCCUCCUGCUUCUCCCUCUGAUCACGACGAGGAGGUGUUCCCUAGCUCCCCUUGUUUGCGAGUUGCUGAUAUAACUAAGGAUUUCCCAGCAGCUACCUCCGCGUCACCCGUUAGCUCCCCUACGUCGGAAGAUAGUGCAUCACCUUCCCCCUCCUAG